Psylliodes chrysocephalus is the source of this 2920-nucleotide messenger RNA. NCBI's taxonomy places the organism in Eukaryota, Metazoa, Arthropoda, Insecta, Coleoptera, Chrysomelidae. The record is from the annotation of a GenBank genome assembly.
AUUACUGUCAAACGUCAAACUAUUAAAAUUAACCUACAAAAAUUGUUUUGAAUGUUUUUGUUUAUGCAUCUAUUUUAGCUUUAGUUUCUACUUGUCAUAAGAUGUUGGCUCAUCGAAUUGAUGAUAAUUCGAGGACUAAAGAUGUUACUGUAGUAGAAAAUGUAACAUUUGAAUCAUUACUAUUAUCAGAAAAUGUUCUAAAAGGCUUGAAAAAAUCCGGAUUCAAAAAACCAUCACCCGUUCAAUUAAAAGCUAUUCCUGUUGGAAGAUGUGGAUUUGAUUUAAUAGUUAAGUCUAAAUCUGGCACAGGCAAAACAUUGGUUUUCUCUAUAAUUGCUUUAGAAUCUCUCAAAUUAAAGAAAGAUAAAUUAUUAGAAGUUCUUAUUGUAUCCCCUACCAGAGAAAUCGCUGUUCAGUCUCAAGAAGUGUUUAAACUAAUUGGAUGCUAUUUUGAAGACUUAAAAGUAGAAUCAUUCAUAGGUGGUCUCUCUCUAGCAGAAGACAAAGAAAAAUGCAAAAUAUGCAAUAUUGCUGUAGGAACUCCUGGCAGAAUAAAGCAGCUUAUCUCUCUAAAAUCCUUAAACACAAAUUCGAUAAGAUUGUUUGUGCUUGAUGAGGCUGAUAAACUCAUGGAAAACAGUUUCAGAAAUGACAUAAAUGAAAUUUAUAAUAGCUUACCGCCAAAGAAGCAAAUUAUUACCACAAGUGCUACUUACCCCAACCAGUUAGAUGAAUUUUUAUCUAAAUAUAUGUUAUCUCCUACACAUAUAAAUGCAGAAAUUGAUAGUCCAUUGCUUCUAGGUCUAAAACAAUUCGUCGUAAUCACAAAACCCACCCCAACAGUUGUCCAACUCAUGAAACUGAAAACCGAAGAGUUGGUAAAAAUUAUUACAAAUAUAUCAUUCACUCAAUGUCUGGUAUUCUCGAAUUACCAAACUCGAGCUGAGAGUUUAAGUAAUAUUUUGAACCAGAAAGGAUGGCCUUCGACGUACAUUUCCGCGGCCCAAACGCAACCUCAGAGAUUGGAGGCCGUUAAUAAGUUGAAAGACUUUAAAUGCAGGAUAAUGUUGUCUACGGACCUAACAGCGAGAGGUAUAGACGCUGCUAAUGUAGACCUAGUUAUCAAUUAUGACAUCCCUCUGGACGCCAUGACAUACCUCCACCGUAUGGGCAGAGCAGGACGAUAUGGAUCUUCAGGAGUAUGCAUAAAUCUAGCAUCCGAAGGCCCCGAUCUUUUACAUCUUCAAGAAAUUUUAGGUAACAUCGGAGGAACGGCACUUUCUAUACCCAAGCUGACAACGUUCAAUGGUUCUGUAUCCGAUUUGCUGAAAAUCGAAGUUCCCAAAGAGGAUCAUGUUUACGGUAUUGUUAACCCAGAAAAAACGGACACGCCCAGAAAUAAAGUCUUUGAAAUAUUGAAGAAAGAAAACAAAGUUAACAAAAACGAAGAUAUUCUAAAUAUCUUAAACGAGACUGAAGAAAUUACUAAAAAAAAUAUCGAAUAUGGAUGCUGACUCAAGUUUAAAUUCGUUACUCAACCAAGAUAAAAACGAAACUGAAGAAAUUAGAAAAAAAAUAUCCGAUAUGGAUGCUGACUCAAUUUUAAAUUCGUUACUUAACCAAGAUUUUAAAAUGGAAACCACCGAAAAUAACAUCGAAGAAUUUGACUUAAAUGCCGUAUUAAAAUCUCUAACUGAUACCGCCACUUCCAAAACAAAAACACCCGCUAAGAAUAAAGUAACAGAAGUUGACGUUCGCGAACAGAUGAAAAACGAUUUGCUGAUAAAAAACAAAGCUCUAUUAAACGUUUCUAAAAUAUUGAGCGGCUCAAAUGUAGCUGACGAUCAAAUUGCCAUCGAAAAGCAUUUAUUGACCAUCAAAUCUCGAGAUAAAAACGAAAUUAACGAAUUAUCCAAGAGAGAUACUGACGAUUUAUUAAACAUUCUUACCAGUGUUACUGUAGAUGAAGCAAAACCUUCUACUUCGAAAAUUACCGAUUCGGACGAAACUGCUGCAGUUGAUUUCGAAGAAAGCAUUGAAGAAAUUGAUGAUGUUCAAAAUUUAUUCCAAUUUGGAUAUAAAAAUAUAGUGCUUAUCUAGCAACAACAGAUGGCGAGAAGCCUUAAUGGAGGUCCUAAAGACUCCAGUAACGAUUGAACAAAACGAAGAUGAAGAUGACGAUUACGAUGAUGAAGAAUACACAGAAGAUGAAGAUUCAGAAGAAAUAUCAUUGAACAAAGAUAAAUCCGAAGCAUGUGUAAAGAAGAAAGUGUCAAUACCUGGUUUAGAAGAACAUACCAAAGAUGUUGAAAGAUUUGCUGAAGAAGAAAACGAAUUAGAAGAUAUUGAAUACAUGUCAAUGUAUGAGAGAACCGGUGCAAAAAAGAAAGUCAAAAACGAAGAAACGGAUAGAGAAGAAGAUAGAAAAGGAAGAAAAAAUAAAAAAUCAUCGGAAAUGGUUGAUGAAAACGAAUUUAGAACCGUAUGUUCGGAGGAUUUCGAAGAAACCAUUGACGAGUCGCUAUGGGGAAAGAAAAGUAAAGCAAAGAAAAAGAAGAAAUCUUUAAAAAUGCACGAAGAAAAUGAGAACGAAACGGAAGUGGAUAUAAUGAAGUGGGUGCCGGUGGAAAAUUGCCAAAAAAUCGUGUGAUACCAUCAAACGGACUUGUUUACUAGAAUCUGAGGGCGAAAAUAGUGUAGAAACUAGCGAACAAUAUACCCCAUACUUCGAGGAGUGUAGCAGUCAUUUGUGGCAAAACGGAAUGAGUUUUGACAGUGUUGAGGCUUUCGAUGAGUGGUUUUAUUACGAAUGGGAGGCCCAAUUGUAUUCGGUUAGGAAUUUCGUGCAACAAAAUGUGUAUAUUGGUGAAAUGGCUAAGUAUCAAAAUUAUUGGAAAGGUAAUAAAGAUAGUUAAGAAUU